Molecule: messenger RNA, 1506 nt
Organism: Hirsutella rhossiliensis
Lineage: Eukaryota; Fungi; Ascomycota; Sordariomycetes; Hypocreales; Ophiocordycipitaceae
Product: CAF1 family ribonuclease domain-containing protein
Exons: 2
Coding region: 1-1506 (501 amino acids)
Cellular component (GO): P-body; CCR4-NOT complex; CCR4-NOT core complex
Molecular function (GO): poly(A)-specific ribonuclease activity; nucleic acid binding
Source: RefSeq, a predicted model, not a curated record
AUGCCGCCACAGAUCCGGGGCUUCGGCGCCGGGCCCGGCGUGGGCGCUCCCUUCCAUCAACCCGGCUUUCCCUCCCAUGGCCAGCCCCAAGGCGGCCCGAUGGGCGGCAACCAGUACCUCAGUGCCAACGCUCAGAUGAAUCCCUUUGCUGCUGCCAACGGUAACUCAUUUGGCGCUGCCGGGCUCAACGGAGCGGCUGCUGGGUUUGCCGACUCGGGCUUCGGCAGCCAAAAUGCGAGAAUGGGCUUUGCGCAUGGUCCUGCCGGCGCCGCGGCCCUGCAGCAGCCCCAGCACGGCGGCCAGGUGCAGCACAACGUCCUGCUCGACCACCCGACAAUGAGGACGCAGCCCAACAAAGGCAGGAUACGGGAGGUCUGGAAACACAACUUGCACGAGGAAAUGGCCGUGCUCAGGGACUUGGUGGACAAAUAUCCCUACAUUGCCAUGGAUACCGAGUUCCCCGGAGUUGUAUCAAGACCAAUGGGCGGAUUUCGGGGCAAGAGCGACUACCACUACCAAUGCCUGCGGACCAACGUCGAUAUGCUCAAGGUCAUACAGAUCGGCCUGACACUCUUCAACGAGGAUGGCGAGACGCCGCCCGCUAGGCCACCGCCCGACUUGGCCGGGCUGGGGGGCAGGAGGAACGCCAACCAGGGGCCGUUUCCUUACUCGUGGCAGUUCAACUUCAAGUUUUCGCUCAAGGACGACAUGUACAACGAGAAGUCGAUUGAGUCCUUGCAACAAGCCGGCAUCGACUUCAACCUCCUCGAGCGCGACGGCAUAGACCCGCACGACUUCGCCUCUCUGCUGAUUCCCUCGGGCCUGGUGUGCUUCGACAACGUCCGGUGGAUCUCCUUCCACGGCGGCUACGAUUUCGGAUAUCUCACCAAGCUCCUCAUUUGCAUGCCCCUGCCCAAUGACGAGGUCGACUUUGACCACAAGAUGAAGCUCUACUUCCCCACAACGUACGACGUGAAACACCUGAUGAAGUACGCCAUCAAGCUGCACAACUCGGGCCUUUUGACCCCGAGCGAUCCCAACAGCACCGAGAUUCUGCAAAAGUUCGAGCACAAGUCGGGCCUGGAGAACAUUGCCGAGACACUCAAGGUGAAGCGCAUUGGGUCGGCGCAUCAGGCUGGCUCCGACUCGCUCCUCACUGGCAAGGUCUUCUUCCAGAUGCGCGACAAGAUCUUCAACGGCGACAUUCCCGACGAACAUGUCGGCAAAGUCUGGGGCCUGGGCAUCCCCGACAUUGGCCUUAUCAUGGCCUCGAUGAUGAGCCAGUCGGCUGCUGCCGGCAACGAACAACAGGCUCCCGGCCAGGCCAACGGCGCGUCACAGAACGGCGGCGCCCCCAGCACGCCUAAUACGGGCAGCGUCGGCCUCGUCACCACGCCCGCGGCGCAGAGCCACAACACCAACGGCCUCGCCAACAUGGGCCCCAUGACGCCCGGCGGCGGGGGCGGUGUCUUUGGCAACUUUGCGUUUGCAGGGAAUAAUAGGUAG